UCUUGCUGUUCACGGUGUAAUCAAAGCAUAAAUAACCUCAAUAACCAGUCAUGUUUAUUCGAUUGUUCAGUAGCCAAUUUCAACAAAACCCGGCUUUAAGGCUGUACAAACACCUUCUUAGGCAGUGCGAGAAGCUCCCGAAAGGCCCAAGGGAACAUUAUCAGUUCACCAUACAACAGUUUCUAUACUUUCUGGAUAGAGCUUCAAGCAAUAUAUCAAUGAAUCUGACCCUGAGCGCAUAAAGGAGAUAAUUAAAAGGUCCUACGAGGAUUGCGACUGGAUUCUUAAAAAGUAUCUGGGCAAGUAAGCAAUGUUUCAAGUACCCUUAGUUACAAGCUCCACUAUAAUUCCCUUGGAGAAAUAUUGGGAUGCCUUGCUGCUAUACUACAGCCGUCCUCACUUAGUCAAUAGAAAAAUCACCGCUGUAUCGCAAGGUUUGCUUUGCAAAGUACAGUUUAAUUCAAAAGGCAUUGAAUUGCCGGAACUUUUAAAUCGCUCUGCAAUCUUAUACGAAUUGAGAAAGAAAAAUUCCUGGGAUCACAUCGAUCAAGAACUCCUCAAAAGUCUCCUAGAGCCUUACGAUAAAAAUGUGCAGUUGACUGAUGUCAGCAUACAGGAACUGAGGGAUUACUCCCAAGAGGUGUUUGUGUCAAUCAGGCUCCUCUUCCCCAGGCUGAAGAACUGCCUGAAAGCUCUAGAGGUGAUAACAUUUGAUAAGCAGCACAAUACGGCUGUAUUCUUGGCUGUAUCAGACACAGAUAAAUCAUUGGUGGCUCCACCGUUUGCAUAUCAAAUACAGUUGGCCAGCACCUCGAAUUUGCGGAUAAACGUUAAUUCGUUUGAAAAUGCUGACACUGGACAUGCGGAAUGGUUAGCCAGUAAACUAUUUUCGAAGCUGCUAAAAUGGAUCGAAGAUUCUAACGCUCAUAAGCCCUGCAUUCAGUCAUUGUCUUUAAUACGACCCGAGGACUACUGCUCAACUUACAACAGGCUAAAGGAGACCUAUGCGGAGAAACUUGUGCAGGAAUGGCCGAAAAAAGCUGGCACUGAUCCCCAAAAGUAUGUCUUCGAAGACAUCGCCAUAACCAGCUAUUUGAUUUGUUUAUGGAAAGAGGAGGCGCAUGUUAAUUUUGUUGACUGCGGAUGUGGCAAUGGACUGUUGGUGUUUCUAUUGAACCAGGAAGGCUUUGAGGGAUUUGGAAUUGAUAUAAGGAGAAGAGCCAUUUGGGACAUAUACCCUGAAUCUGUAAACUUACAGGUUGGUGCCGUAAACCCCAAUUCGUUGUUCCCGUCUUGUACUUGGAUUAUUGGCAACCAUUCGGACGAGCUCACGCCGUGGAUACCCAUAAUAGCCCUGAAAAGUAGCCCCCGGACUAAUUACUUCGUUUUGCCCUGUUGUCCCUAUGAUUUUAACGGACUCAAGUUCAUCAGAAAAAACACUUCAGUGAGCACUUAUGCCGAUUAUUUAACGUAUAUCGAAGAAAUUUCGCGCAAAUGCGAAUUUCAAACGAACAUUGAUAAACUGAGAAUACCGUCGACAAAACGAACUUGUUUAAUUGGAAAAAGAAAAACUUUAACUGAAGAGGAGCAAAAGAGUUUGGUGAUUGAAAUUUCCGCAUUUGUUGACCAGAAAAUAUCGGAAAAAUUCGUUCAAAGAUCGGCUAUAGAAAAAGUGCGUAACUGCACGCAACUGGACAGGAAUUUAAUUUCCGGUAUUGUAGAGAUAUGUAUGAACCAACUGCUUUCAUCACAGCAACAUAUGGAAAAGUCUAAUGGAGAUUUGUGGAACAAAGGCGUCGGAGUGGCAAUUCCAGACUUGGUUCAGCGGAUACCCAAAGACGUGUUGCGACAGUUGAAGCAGGAGUGUGGGGGCUUACAGACACUUUUAAGGAAUCACAGGUAUCUCUUUGAAAUUUCAAACUCUAUAGUUCGAAUUCGACUACCGCCAUGCUUUGAGACAACGUCGAAGUACAAGGCAAAACCUUGCUGGUUCAGCAGGAAUCAUCCCAAUGGUUGUUUACAUGAGGCUGAGGUCUGUGCUUAUAGGCACUAGUAAAUGGUUGAUUGUAUA
Messenger RNA from Dendroctonus ponderosae (mountain pine beetle), 2071 nucleotides. RefSeq names its product probable tRNA (uracil-O(2)-)-methyltransferase. Gene Ontology annotation, biological process: tRNA methylation. Lineage: Eukaryota; Metazoa; Arthropoda; Insecta; Coleoptera; Curculionidae. The record is from RefSeq and is a predicted model, not a curated record. The transcript has 5 exons. Gene Ontology annotation, molecular function: tRNA (uridine) methyltransferase activity. The coding region runs from base 311 to 2053 and encodes 580 amino acids.